GCUUACAUCCUCCUUUGAAAAACACACAUUUUCACACACAACACACAGUGGACAUUACCCCAAACUCAAAUUCUCCUAAUCUCCCUCUGCAGCAGCAAACUACACAUACCAAAAAGCACCACUCACUCUCACAUUCUCUGUAUAAAUCCCCACAUCAACCCCUCCAAAAGCUCACCAAGAAUUUGUUAGGGUUUGUCACAUAGCUGAGAACAAUUCUUGAUUUCUCUGAAUUUCCCUCAUGGCUUUAUGGAACCACCUGUUUCUCUAAGUUUCUAUCUGCCCACCUUUCUUUUAUUUUGCUUUGGUUUGAAAAGACUUAUCCUUUCUCCGUUUCUUGUUUUGAUACUAUCCCAACGCAAAUCAGUUAAUUUUCCUUUUUCCCCCCAUUUCUUCACUGCAUUUGUUAAAUUGGUGAUUUUUGCGGCGACCCUUUUGGUUAUUUAUCUUAAAAAUCAAAUCUUUCGGUUUUUCAUACUUGAAUUAGGGCUUUUAUCUUGAAUUCAAUGCAUCCUCUUUUGGGUUCUUCGGUGUUUGUAUCUAUAUAGAUACACGAAGAUAUACAUAUAUAUAGUUGUUUCUGUGAAGUGGAAAGUGGCGGUUGUGGAGGGAGGGCAUUGGUUGAGGUGGGAUGAAUAGUGUUUUCAGUGAACAGAUACUUGCCGACAAGCUUUCAAAGCUCAAUAGCACUCAGCAAUGUAUUGAAACUUUAUCGCACUGGUGCAUAUUUCACCGUAGCAAAGCAGAACUGGUUGUUGCAACAUGGGAUAAACAAUUCCACAGUUCGGAUAUCGCCCAGAAAGUACCUCUUCUGUACCUUGCAAAUGAUAUACUGCAGAACAGCAAACGAAAAGGAAAUGAAUUCGUCACCGAGUUCUGGAAGGUUCUUCCUUCAGCACUGAAGGAGGUAGCAAAUAAAGGCGACGAUCGUGGAAAGAAUGUAGUAUCCAGACUGGUGGGCAUAUGGGAAGAAAGGAGAGUUUUUGGAUCCCAUGCUCAAAGCCUGAAAGAUGCAAUGCUUGGAGAAGAAUUGCCUCCACCUUUAGAGUUCAAGAAGAAACGCUCUCGUUCCGUGAGAAUAGUUAAAAAGGAUUCAAGAUCUAUCAGGACGAAAUUGAGCAUUGGUGGUACGGCGGAAAAAAUCGUGUCAGCUUUUCAUUCAGUGCUCAGUGAACAAACCAAUGAAGAUGAAGAAAUGAGUAAAUGCAAGUCUGCUGUUCAUCGUGUGAAAAAGCUGGAAAAAGAUGUUGAUGCGGCAUUAACAAAAGCAAAGGAUCCAUCACGGAAGACCCUAGCCAAAGAAUUGGAGGAGGAAGAAAAUACUUUGAAACAAUGUAUCGACAAACUUAAAGUUGUUGAAACAAAUAGAGUUGUUCUUUUAUCUGAGUUGCGAGAUGCACUUCAUGAGCAGGAAUCUGAACUGGAGAAUCUACGGACACAGAUUCAGGUUGCACAGGCACAAGUAGAAGAAGCCACAAACAUGCGGAUACGAUUGGAUGAAGAUCAUGUAUUCGAGUCAAAACCAUCAUGUACUUCAACAGAUGCCAGUGCAAAACAAGAGCAAACAUCUAAAAAAUCUGCUGCAGCAAUUGCAGCUGAGGUAGCAGACAAGCUUGCAGCUUCGAGCUCCUCCCAGUACAUCAUGACGUCGGUCCUUUCUACAUUUGCAGCUGAAGAAGCCAAAAACGCUGGGCUGACGACAUCUUCAACAUCAACCACUUCUUUCUCAUUGUCGUUUAACAGUCCAAUGUCAAAAUCCGAAAACCUCCGGCCUAUUUCAGAUCCUAAUGUUUUCAUGCCUCCCCAACUAACUCCUCCACAGAACAACCCUUACCAAUCCAUUGUCGUGCCCCAGCCCUCAAUUCCAGGUCAAAUUUCCAGCUCACAAGCCCACUAUCAUUCAAUUCCUAACCCGACAUCUCUGCAAUAUAUGCAGCCAUCGGGUGGAAUUGCGGGAUCAUAUGAUUAUGGUAGUCUUCCCCCUUUGCCACCCGGGCCACCUCCGCCAGCCCCUCCCUCAUUCAUGGUGAGCCCAAUGGUCCCUUUGAUGCAGCAACCAUUGACAAUGGGCCAUCAGCAAUCAACACUAGCUCAGCAGCAAUCUAUACCGAUAUCUCAACCGCCACCUGGACCUGCUGGUUUUCGGCCCCUAGCUCCAAUGCAGGCACCUGGAAUGGUGUAUUAUACCCACCCUUAUCAGUCACAGUGACGCCAACAUCUGGAAUGGUGUAUUAUACCACCCUUAUCAGUCACAGUGAUGGAGACCUGACAUUAGUUGACUAUACAAGCAAAGCCUGACGAGUGCCUGUAAACUUGAAAUUUUGUUUGUUAGAUGACUGGGUAGAUACAGAGAUACAGUGAUCAAAAAAACAUAUUUUGUGCAUCGAACCAAUGUAUUUCCAGGUAUGGAUAGGCUUUUCAUUUCUGUUUCAAGUUUAGUGUAAUGCAGUGUAUCUGUUUGUGUUAUUGAUCAAUCAUUGUCUUAA
This is a messenger RNA of Sesamum indicum (sesame), 2483 nucleotides long. RefSeq lists its product as uncharacterized. The record is from RefSeq and is a predicted model, not a curated record. NCBI's taxonomy places the organism in Eukaryota, Viridiplantae, Streptophyta, Magnoliopsida, Lamiales, Pedaliaceae. Gene Ontology annotation, molecular function: RNA polymerase II complex binding. Gene Ontology annotation, biological process: mRNA 3'-end processing.